AUGGCAGACCACAGCAGACCUCAGCCAUCGUCAUCGUCGGCGUCGACCUCCAGCCAACCUCUCCACCACAGCUACGCCUCGCCCGCCGCCCCGCCCCAGCACCAGCCACCCAGCCGCCGCCGCGCCUCGCAAUCGUCGGAUGAAGGCCGCCGUUCCCUGAAGUCGUCGUCUAGCAUCUCUGGCCCCCGCCGUUCCAGCAUCAAGGCUCCCAGCCCCCACCGCGACGGCUCGUCCCGCGACAACGUUGAAGCUUCCUCGUCCACUGCCGCCGCCAUGCAACGCUCAGCCAGCCCGUCGGAGCUGCCGACCAAGUACACCAAGACUGGUCGCAUCUCCAAAGCAAAGAAGGGCCUCAAGGUCCACCUGUGUGAAUCGUGCGGAAAGUCGUACACUCGGGCCGAGCACUUGAGGAGACACCAGCAGAACCACAGCGAGUCCACCCUGCAGUGCGACUGGCCCGGCUGCGGAAAGACAUUCCACAGAACCGACCUGCUCGAGCGCCACCGCGAGCGACACCAGGAUCCGACCCAGGAUGACGAAACCCGCCGCAGCUCCGUCACGAGCCACAACUCGACCGCCUCUGCCGGCAUCGUCGCCGCGAACCCGUCUGCACCGCAGUCCGUCGCUCGCGUCGAGGCGCCCAUCUACCCGGUGGCCUCGGACUCGGCUGUGCCCCCUUCAACUUCAAGUGCGCAAAACAUGAAGCAGUUCCACCACAAUGCUCCCUACGCGAGAGCCCCCAUCGGCGUCGAGGACGUGAUUGGCACAGGCUCCAUGUUCGACAACUACAGGUGGAGCCCCCCUCCGGAGUAUCCUGUGCCCAGCAGUGACUACGCUUCUCCCGGCCACAUCACCACCCAAUAUCCUGCCGACUUCGGAUACGUCCCACACCCGUACCCCGCCUAUCGCCCUCGCACGCUCUCGAACGCAUCUUUCAUCGACUCUUGGGCGCAGCCAACGGCGCCGCGCUCUCCGGCGUCUACCGCGUCGACGCAGCCCUUUUACUGGCUUGACGUGGACCGUGCCGACCAGCAGCACACGUCUUUCUCGGGCAGUUCUGGCGUCGCUUCUUAUGCCACCUCCGAUACGUCCAUCUACAACUACGCAGCCGACCACCACCAAAUGCAUCCGUCAUACUUCUCCACGAGCACAACCGCGUCUUACCGGUCUUUUGACGACCUCGACAGCGAAGAGUACCGUCUGUUGUUCCCACCACAACCGCUCGGUAUUCCGUCUAUUGACCGUCAGCAGAUGACUGAACACCUCGACAAUUACUGGCAGGCUUUCCACCCGCACUUCCCGAUAAAGCACCGCCCGACCUUUGACCUCGCCACGGAAAAACCGCUGUGUCUGGCUGCCAUGAUCGCGGUUGGCGCCCAGUAUUCCAGUGUCGUUGGCGCAAGGGCGGAGAGCAGGGCGUUGCACGAGAAAUGCCUGAAAGCCUUGGCGAAGCGCGAACACGUACGUCUGCCAACAGACGCUCGCAUUUGCGACAUGCAAGCCGUGUUCCUUGUCGAGCUGCUUUCUCAGUUCCGCGGCAAACGCGCAUCGAACAGCCUCUCCGCUACUUUCCAAGGCAUGUUCCGCAAGCUUGCUGCCGAUCACGCUUCUCACCCGACCGCCUCAGUCGAUAGCCUCGUGCCGCUUCCACCGCAUUCAGACGACUUGACCCUGUCCCGCCAAUGGACCGCCUGGAUCGGCGCUUCAGAAAAGACGCGCCUGCUGACAGCAUGCGCCAUCCUCGAAGCACAAGCGGCAACCCUGCUCAUUCGCCAAGUCGCCGACUCCACGGUGCCGGGCCUCCGACUUCCUACUCCAGCACCCCUGUCCGCUUGGGACGCCACUCAGUGGGCUUGGCGAAAGAUGCUGCCGCAACUUAGCAGCUUAUUUCCUAAAAAGGCAGGCGCACCGUCUGCCGCCGGCCCUACUGACGGAAAAUGCCAUGACGAGUUCCAGGCCGCUCAAGCGGUUUGGACACACACCAGCCGUGAUGGCGCACUCGGGCGCUUGGACUCUUGCAACACGUGCAGCAUGGCAGUACGUUUGAGCAUCCACGGUAUUCGUAUCGCAUCAUCAACCCCUCUUCGCGCCCUCCUUGCCGUCGCAGGUGAAACAUGGGUAUUCAGCGAAAAGGUCCGGAGCGACGAGCAUGCUGCAGCUAAGGAUACGGUCAAGCAAUGGACCAGUAGCCUCGACAAUUCCCCAGUUGUCGACCGCCCGCAGCAAGCGCGCAAUGCCUUGCGGGAAGCGCUUAUGGCUCUUCGCCUUGCCGCCGAUACUAGCAUCGUCGACGCAAGUUCAGCCCUGUCAUUUGGCGCCGAGCUUGUCCUCUUCUAUGCCUCACUGGUCCUUUGGGCCGCUGUGGCUGCAGCGUCUGCCCCACGCAUUCCUUUCAGCCUUACUUCUCCCAUCCCUUCCAACCACCAGCACCAAGAUGCCCACGACGCCGUGCGUGCUGCCCAGGCCUUCCUCUCCAAUGAGGCGGCGUGCUUUGCCGAUACAAUCGACAAGUCGCUGUUGCAAACUUGGUGCAAAGGCGCCGAGUCUGUCCUUCAUUGGGUCUGCGAGGCUCUGAGUGGCUCCGAGGCGCCCGGUGAGCUGGUUGGUGGGUGUGUCCGGGUGAUUGAAGGUUUGAAGCGGAAGGGGUGGGCAGUCGCUUGGUUCUGA
Lasiodiplodia theobromae is the source of this 2667-nucleotide messenger RNA. RefSeq names its product Zinc finger C2H2-type protein. The transcript is spliced from 7 exons. Bases 1 to 2667 code for a protein of 888 amino acids. Gene Ontology annotation, biological process: DNA-templated transcription; regulation of transcription by RNA polymerase II. NCBI's taxonomy places the organism in Eukaryota, Fungi, Ascomycota, Dothideomycetes, Botryosphaeriales, Botryosphaeriaceae. The record is from RefSeq and is a predicted model, not a curated record. Gene Ontology annotation, cellular component: chromatin. Gene Ontology annotation, molecular function: RNA polymerase II cis-regulatory region sequence-specific DNA binding; DNA-binding transcription factor activity, RNA polymerase II-specific; zinc ion binding.